Colletotrichum destructivum is the source of this 1145-nucleotide messenger RNA. RefSeq names its product Putative chloroperoxidase. The record is from RefSeq and is a predicted model, not a curated record. NCBI's taxonomy places the organism in Eukaryota, Fungi, Ascomycota, Sordariomycetes, Glomerellales, Glomerellaceae. The coding region runs from base 112 to 834 and encodes 240 amino acids. Gene Ontology annotation, molecular function: peroxidase activity. The transcript has 4 exons.
CUCCUCCCACUCUGGCAAACGGCUUUGCUGCACCCCAACCUGUCAUUCGUUGUGUAUCGAUCCAGUUGCCUGUCUCUCUCUCUCUCUGAUCUGGCCAUCUACCUGCCCAUCAUGCUUUUCAAGUCUACGCUAGCUCUCUCGCUUGUCUUGUCGGCAGACGCGUUCGCCGUUCGACGUGGCGCAAACGACUGGUCUGCCCCGACUGCUGCUGACCGCCGCAGCCCGUGUCCCAUGGUCAACUCUCUAGCCAAUCACGGCUACCUGCCUCGUACCGGGUUGAACAUCUCUCUGGCAGAUCUCAUCGUGGGCUUUACUGCCGCUGUGAACUUGGAUCCCGCCGCAACCACACUGGUUGGACAGAAGGCUCUCCUUACGUCUACCACUGGCAACAACGCCACCUUCAACCUGGACGACCUCAACACUCACGGAGUCAUCGAACAUGAUGGCAGUUUGAGCCGCAACGACAUCUAUUUUGGCGACAACCAUUCCUUCAACCAAACCAUUUGGGAGUCCGUGGCAUCUCACUUCACUGAGCCGACAAUCUCAAUCCCCACUGCGGCAAAGGCUAGAAAGGCCCGUCUUCAGGCUGCCGCCAGUGUCAACCCGGAGUUCACCCUGACGGCCGAUGGUGCUCAGUUCAGCUUUAUCGAGACUGCUCUUUACCUCUCUGUGUUUGGCAACUUGGAUAACGGCGAUGCCGACACCGAAUGGGUCAAGGUUCUCUUUGGGGAAGAGCGUCUGCCUUUUGAGGAAGGGUUUUCUAGGUCGACUUCGCCAAUCACUGCAGCAGGAAUUCUUGGCUUGGUUGGCAAGGUUGCGGCAGCAAGUGCCUAACGGAUGUAUCCAGGCCAUCGAAUCCCGAUCUAUUACUCUUGUACCCAGCCAAGGCCCGGGGGUGGCGCUGAAAAUGAUAUACCGAAUGAAAACAUGAGUAUCGAGAAUUUUGUGGGCAAUGACAAAGAACCACUUCCUCUUAACCAGCAACAUGUCUGAAGUGGUGAUGGACUGCUAAUUACAGUGCCAUUUGAGGGUCCUCUUUUAUGUUCUUCAAACCUUGGUCAAAAUCAGCGUUCAUGGUGAUGAUGACAAAAUCGUAGUUACUGGAAUAAGUCUCAGCUCGAUGCGUUGCGGCUAUGAGUCCUGGG